Nicotiana attenuata is the source of this 459-nucleotide messenger RNA. RefSeq lists its product as uncharacterized. The record is from RefSeq and is a predicted model, not a curated record. Bases 1 to 459 code for a protein of 152 amino acids. The transcript has a single exon. Lineage: Eukaryota; Viridiplantae; Streptophyta; Magnoliopsida; Solanales; Solanaceae.
AUGUUUCUUGAGCCAGGUGCGGUGAAUCUACCUUUAAUAGAAGUGUUGCAAGAAGUUCCUAAAUAUGCCAAGUACCUGAGAGACAUCGUGGCUAAUAAAAGAAGGUUGACACAAUUUGAAACGGUUGCACUUACUGAGGAGUACACUGCUAGAGUACAGAGUAAGCUCCCGCAUAAGUUGAAGGAUCCCGAUUGUUUUACAAUCCCCUUGUCAAUUGGAAAAUACGAGGUUGAUAGAGCCUUAUGCGAUAUGGGAGCGAACAUUAGUUUGAUGCCACUAUCAGUGUUCAAGCAGCUCGAUCUUGCAGCCCCCAAGCCUACUACUAUAACUCUACAGCUAGCAGCCCGGUCAUUAGCAGUGCCUAAAGGAAUUAUUGAAGAUGUACUAGUCGAGUGGGGUAGUGCAUCUUUUCCGCUGAUUUUAUUAUUCUUGACUACAUGGCCGAUGAGGAGGUUCUAA